UCGCCUGCUCGCCGAAAGUGAAAGCAUUCUGAAUCAGGAAGUGCUGGGAGUAAGCAUGGCUUCGAAACAUCAGGUCGAGAGUUUAACCGAGGAGGCAAUUUGUCCCAUCUGCCUGGAUUUCUUCACCGAUCCGGUUACACUGGAGUGCGGACACAACUUCUGUCGCUCAUGUAUCACACGGCGUUGGGAAACGGAGGAGAGAAACUCCUGCCCGGAAUGUAGAGAGCUGUUUGCCGACAGCACCCUCAGGGUCAAUCGGGCCUUAGCAAACCUGGCUGAAAAAGCUCGAAAUCUAAACCUGAAUCCGAAAGGGAAGGAAAGUAAACUUCACUGCGAGGAACAUGAGGAAGAACUGAAGCUCUUUUGUGAAACAGACAAGACACUGAUCUGUGUGAUCUGCAGAGAUGCGGAGGAACACACAGAGCACCGCUUCAAGCCGAUUAAAGAAGCUGUUAAAAUGUGCACGGAUCAGCUAAAAUCUUCCUUAGACUCUCUCACAAAAAUGAAAUCAGACCUCCAGGAAAAGGAGCAGCAACAGGAAGAGAAGAUUUCCGGAGUUCGGGAGCAGUCCAACAGUGUUCAGACCCACAUCACAUCCCAGUUUGCCAAAUUGCGUCAGGUUAUCACUGAAAAAGAGCAGAGCUUACUCAGGGAUCUCAGAGAAGAAGAGGAGAGGAUUUUAAAUCCAAUGGAGAAAAAUCUUCAUGCGAUUCAGGAGGAUAGAAGGCUUAUUCAGGAGGAAAUCUCAAAAUUAAAGGAACAGAUGGAUCAAAAAGACAGUGUGAUGUUUCUGAAGGCAGAAUCUCAUCGGAACAGGAGCUUUAAUGACAAACUCCAGAAUUUGUCAGUGAGAGAUGAGGCCCAACCGUUUGAAAAGUUCAAUCACCCCUAUUUGUUGAACACAGUGUUGAGAGAAACACCAGAUGCCAUUAAUCAAGUCUCUGUCACCCUGGAUGUGGAAACAGCCCAUACACAGCUCGAGGUGUCUGUGGAUCGGAAGAGUGUGAGAUGGACCGGGAUCCAGAGGGAUCUCCCUGAUACCGGGAAAAGAUUCACAGACUGGCCUUGUGUGCUGGGAUCGGAGGGAUUCACAUCGGGGAUACAUUACUGGGAGGUGGAGGUGACAGGGAAUCCUGUCUGGUGUCUGGGAGUCGCCGCUGAGUCUGUGGAGAGGAAGGGGGAGGUCAAACCGAGUCCAGAGACCGGAUUCUGGAUCAUCAAGCGGUAUUAUGAAGAGAUCCAGCAGAAUAUGGAGGGAUGGAAUUAUAACAUGGUCAGUGAGGAUGUGUUCAGUGUUCACACCUCCUCUGAGUACCGUCUCCCUACCAAUUCCAUCCCUGGGAGGUUGGGAGUUUAUCUCAGUUACGAGUCCGGGAAAGUUUCAUUUUACAACGCAGAGACCAAGUCCCAUCUCUACACCUUCACUGGGAAUAAAUUCACAGGGAAACUUUAUCCUUUCUUACGGAUUUGGGAAGGAAAUCAGUGGCUGAAAAUCUGCUCCGGUUCCGCUCCGGGUCUGUAAAUGUGUCUUGGAAAGACCAUAAGACAGGAACUGAAUCAGGCCAUUCAGCCCAUCGACUCCACUCUGCCAUUCCAUUAUGGCUGAUCCCAGAGCCAUGCAACCCUGUACACCUGCCUUCUCGCCGUAUUCUUUGAUGGGCUGAUCGAUCAGGAAACUAUCAACUUCCACCUUAAAUAAACCCCCAGGCUUGGCCUCCAUCACAGACUGUGGCAGGGCAUUCCACAAAUUCACCACUCUCUUGUUAAAAAUAUUCCUCCUUCUCUCUGUUCAAAAAAAUCUCACCUCAAUUUUGAGGUUGUGCCAUCUAGUUCUGGACACCUCCACCACAGGAAACAUCCUCUCCACAUCCACCCUAUCUAGCCUUUUCAACACUCAAUAGGUUUCAGUGAGAUCCCCAUGCAUUCUUCUAAAUCCCAGUGAGUACAGGCCCAAAGCUGCCUUGCAUUCCUCAUAUGUUAACCCAUUCAUUCCCAGAAUCAUCCUCGUGAAACUCCUCUGAACUCUCUCCAAUGAUAACACAUAUUUUCUGAGAUAUGGAACCCAAAAUUGUUGCAAUACUCCAAGUGCAGCCCGAGUAUUGUCUUCGAAAUCCUCAGCAUCAUCUCCUUGCUGUUAUAUUCUAUUCUCAUUGAAUUUACCAUCUUUACCACAGACACAACCUGUAAACCUGGGAGUCUUGCACGAGAACUCCUAAGUCCCUCUGCACCCCUGCUGACUUUUUAAUUUUCUCCCCAUUUAGAUAAUAGUCUGUAUUGUUGUUCCUUUUACUAAAAUGCACUAUCAUACAUUUCCCAACACUCUAUUCCAUCUGCCACUUUUUUGACCAUUCUUCCAAUUUGUCUAAUUCCUGCUGCAAUCGUGUUGCUUCCUCAGCACUACAGUACCUACCUCUCCACGUAUCUUCAUAACAUCCCCAAACUUUACCACCAAGUUUUCAAUUCCAUGACCCAAAUCAUUGAAAUGUAAUAAGAAGCUGUCCCAAUACUGACUCCUGAAGAACACUACUAGUCACUGGCAGCAAAGCAGAAAAGGCCGCCUUUAUUCCCACUCACGGCCUCCUGCCUGUCAGCCAUUCCUCUACCUAUACCAGUAUCUUUACAGUAAUGCCAUAAGAUUUAAUCUUGUUUGGCAGCCUCAUGUGUGGUACCUUAUCAAAAUCCAAGUGAAUGACAUCCACUGCCUCUCCUUUGUCCACCCUGCUUGUUACUUCCUUGAAGAACUCAGACAGAUUUUUCAGGCAUGAUUUCCCUUGACAGAAACCAUGCUGACUUUGACUUCUUUGAUCAUUGGUCACCAAGUACCCCAAAACCCCAUCCUUAAUAGUAGACUCCAUUUUCCCAACCACAGAGGUUAGGCUAACUGGUCUAUAAUUUCCUUUUUUUGUUUCCUCUCUUCUUAAAGAGAAUUUCAGUUUUCCAGUUCUCCAAGACAAUGCCAGAAUCAAGUGAUUCUUGAAAGGUCGUGACCAAUGCAUCUGCUAUUUCUUCAGCAGCCUCUCUCAGGACUCUGUGAUGUAGUCUAUCUGGUCCAGGUGACUUGUCCACCUUUAAACAUUUGAGUUUGUCUAGCACUUUUUCCCUUGUAAUGGCAAAACCACUCACUCUUGCUGUGUCCAAAGUGAAGACUGAUGCAUAGUACUCAUUAAGUUCAUCUGCCAAUUCUUUGUCCACCAUUUCUACCUCACCAGCAUCAUUUUCCAGUGGUCCGAUAUCAACUCUCAUCUCCCUUUCACUCUUCAUGAAACUGAAAAAAACUUUUAGCGUCCUGUCUUAUAUUAUUGGCUAGUUUGCCCUCAUAUUUCAUCUUUACCAUCUUAUGGCUUUUUCUGUUAUCUUUUGUUGGAUUUUAAAAGCAUCCCAACAGUCUGACAUCCCACUGACUUUUGCUACCUUAUAUGCUCUUUCUCAGGACUCUGGGAUGUAGUCCAUCUGGCUCAGGUGACUUAUCCACCUCAAGACCUUUGAGUUUGCAUGGCAUUAUUUCCUUUGUAAUAGCAAAGGCAAUCACUCCUGCUCUGUCUUCCUCAGUGAACACUGAUGAAAAUUGUUCAAUAAGUUCAUCUGCCAUUUCAUUGUCCCCAUUACUACCAAAGCAGCGUCAUUUCCUUCUCAUCUCCCUUGCAUGCUGAAAAAAACUUCUGGUAUCCUGUUUCAUAUUAUUGUUUAGUUUGCCAUCAUAUUUCAUCUAAUCCAUUCUUAUCACUUUUUUUAGUUGCCUUUUGUUGGAUUUGAAAAGCUUUCAAAUCAUCAAACUUCCCACUCAUUUUAUGCCCUUUCCUUAGCUUUCAUGCAGCCCUUAACUUCCCUUGUCAGCCACGGUUGCCUACCCCUGCCAUUUGAGAACUUCUGUAGGACAUAUCUACCUUGCGAACUAUUCCCAGAUACUCCAGCCACAUCUGAUCAGCUGUCAUCCUUGCAGUAUCCUCCUCCAUUUCACCUGGGCAAGCUUCUCUCUCAUGCCUCUGUAAUUCCCUUUAUUCCAUUGCGAGACUGAUACAUGUGACUUAGGCUUAUCCCUCUCCUUACAGUAUGUAUUCAAUUAUAUUAUGAUCACUGCCUCCUAUGGGUUCCUUUACUUUAAGCUCCCAAAUAAGAUCAGAGUUUUUACACAACACCCACUCUAAGACGGCCUUUCCCGGAGUAAGCCCAAACACAAGCUGCUCUAAAAAGCUGUCUCAUGGGAUUCAACAAAUUCCCUCUCUUGCAAUCCGACACUUACCGGAUUUUCCCAAUCGCCUUGCAUAUUGAAGUCCUCAUGAUACAAUUGUGACAUUACCCUUAUCACAUGCCUUUUCCCGGUCAAUACUGUGAAUUCAAUUAAAGUCACUGCCAUAACUUUAAUAAAGAUUUUACAUGAAAAUUAUCUACUUCCCAAAGAUUGUCCUGAUGCCUGCAUUCGAUUUCCUUCAGCCUUAUAUGCUUCACACUGAUAUAGUCUGUGUGUAACUGUUUCAUAAUGACAAAAUGUAUACGACACAGAAUAGUGUUUUCCAACUAGAUACAAGGCAGAAUUAGGCAUAGUCUGGGCAAUUCUAAGUCAUGCCAAAAUAAUUCCUUCCCUUCUUGUUUUAACCCCUUCUUUGAAAAACACAACAGGUUUAUAAACGUUGCCUGGGUAGGGUGAAAAGCAUUAUCAAGGAUGCAGCUCACCCUAACCAUGGACUUUUUACUCUCCUGCCAUCCAGUUAGCACUACUGGAGCCUCCACUCCCGCACCUGCAGGCACAGGAAGAGCUUCUUCCCUGAGGCUGUGACCCUGCUAAUCCUCACAUCACAGCACUAAGCAGUAUUGAAUCCAUAUUGUACUGUCUCAGUACUUUUAUAUUUGUAUGCUGUAGCGCUUACUUUUUAUUCGCAGUUAUUUUGUAAAUAAUACUAUUCUUUUGCACUUCUGGUUAGAUGCUAAUUGCAUUUCAUUGGCUUUGUAUCUGUACUCGGCACAGUGACAAUAAAGUUGAAUCUAAACUAAUCUAAUAUAUGUAUUC
Messenger RNA from Hypanus sabinus (Atlantic stingray), 5005 nucleotides. Its product is annotated as zinc-binding protein A33-like. The record is from RefSeq and is a predicted model, not a curated record. The transcript is spliced from 6 exons. NCBI's taxonomy places the organism in Eukaryota, Metazoa, Chordata, Chondrichthyes, Myliobatiformes, Dasyatidae. Gene Ontology annotation, molecular function: protein binding; zinc ion binding. The coding region runs from base 56 to 1522 and encodes 488 amino acids.